UAAAUUUGUUUGGGUAUUGUUUCUCAAAAAUGGAUGUAGGAAAGCACGAAAACGAAGUACAGACUGAUGUGAAGCUGUUACUGGAAUGCUUAAAAUGCCAAGUCAAUAACCAGAGUGCAGUGAAACAAGCCCUUUUAACAUUGUCUUCCAUUUUCAGUACUUAUGAUUUUGUCAAAGAAUAUUUUAAAGACAUUGGAGGACUUUUGUUUCUAAUGGAUCUUCUGACUUCAGUAGAAAAUUGUGAAGUUCAAGAGAGAGCUUUAUUUUGUCUUGGUUGUGCAAUUGAAAGGAAUGUGUUUUGCCAGAAAUCCCUUACAACUUGCAACAUUUUCAAAUUCAUUCAAACAAUAUUGUCAAGAGGUUCAACUGCCAAAGUCAAGCAAGCAGCAACCUUUUUCCUCAUUAAUCUUGUUUCCAAUAAUGGCGAGGGGCAAGUUUUGGUGAAACAAAGUCAAUGUCUAUCUACUCUGAUUGAAUUGCUAAGCUUCUCAUUGCCAAUAAAUAUUAGAGAGAGUGACGCAAAUGAGCCUGGAUGUGAGUGGUUUAAUGGAUCUGGACCAACCAGUGUAGAGCUGUGGACUAGUGUAGUGAAUGCUUUGUGUGUCAGCAUUAAUAAUCCUCAAAAUGAGGAAAAUCAAAAAGUGUGUGGACUUCAACUUCCAUUCAUUCUGAAACUCUUGGAGAAGCAAAGUGAAACGUUUCUCCUGGCAAGACACUUGAUGUUUCUUCUUGGCUUUGUUGUGUCAAACAAUAAGUCCAAUCAGGAUCAGGUUAGAAGAUUAGGAGGUUUGGACAUUUUGUGUAUGAUUCUUAAACAGUGGUAUGAAAAAUCCAGCUCAGAAGUGUUGAAAGAAGUUGUUCACAUUAUCACCACCAUUGAUUCCUGCAUUUCAGAUAAUGCUGACAGUGCCAAUAUGCUGGGGAAAUCAGGAGCCAUUCAAAUAUUGGCAAAUGUCAUUCAUAAUGACUGCUUAGAUACUGAAGACAAGAUAAAAGUAACUAUUACUUUGGGACAUGCAAUGGAAAAUUCAGCAACUAAUCGAAAGUUAUUCCUAGAAGCUGGAAAUAGCCUGCAAGAUGUUGUUCACAUUUUGACAUCAUCUGAAGAUGAAGAAUUGGUAAAAGCUCUUAAAUAUGUUCUACAGAUUAGUGUUCAAAAAGAUCCAUAUAAUGACAGAGACUGGCAGCAACCAGAACCAGAUAAUAAAGGUAUUGGAGAAAACAUUUUGAAGAAAAUAAAUGAUUUAUCAAGGCGCCUUCACUCUGUAGAAGAGAGAGAAUGUGAAUUCACAAACGCUCCAAAGGCAGGCACCUUAAAUCAUUUUGAAAGCAAUAAAUCACAGCCAUGUAUGAAUAUCAAUUCUGUGGAAGGAUUCAAAACAGACAAUGAAGUGAAAAAUAGUAGUUAUCUUAAUACCUUGGAUAAAUCUGAACUUCUAAAGCAAAGUUUUGAAAAUUGUGUUAACCAAAGCAAAGAAACUUUGGAAAGAAAGCAGCGAUUGUGCGAAUCUUCUCGUAUUGAUUCACCGGCAGUUGCCACGAACACAGUUCAAAGAACAAAUGGUGACAUUUUACAACAGAAAGUUCAAAAUACCGGAUGGCAGUCUCCAAACUCAUCUGUUAAGAGUUUUGAUGUGGACCUCUCUGAAAUGACCCCCAAGAAAAACACAAAACAUAUUGGUUCCAAUAGUGAAAUGACCAAAGGAGAAUUCAAAGUUCCGCUGCAUCCUCCACCUAAGAGACGAUCAAGCUGCACGAGACUUCCUUCAGUUGCAAAUUCUAUUUCUGAUGUUGAAAGUGGCCAUGGGUUUUCUGACAUCCAGUCGGAAUUCGACUGGAAACUUUUAUCUGGUGCUUCGUAUGAAACGGGUGGGAGAGGUACAAUUGGUACACCUUCCAGUGUAUUUUCGGUCAUUCCCGUAGGAAGAUCAAAACAGCUGUAUAAAACACCUGAAACCAAUCAACUCAAACAAAACAAAUUUUGUUUUUCUGAUCCAAGGUUCAGUGUUCAGUCCGUCAACAGCAAAGAUACGGAUUUACAGUCACGCAAAGGUGAAGGCAUUUCUUGUAGAAGGAAGAUUUUACAUACCGAGAGGUUUGAUGAAGAAAGAAACUGUAUAGGAUGUAGCGGCAUCAACACAACUGAUGAUACACAGCUGAACAGCAGAACAAUCAACAUUGUCUUGGAGACUGAUCCAUACACCUGCUUGUUACACAGACAAGUCCGAGAGGUGGAGAGGAGUUAUAUACAGAAAAUGAAGAGCCAGAAGAGAGAAAGACCACUCUACGGAAAGCAGCACAAUUCCACUCCAAGUAGUCAAAUGGUGUAUGAAUUCAGCAGUGAAUCUGAACCAGAGGUUUCCGCUCCAGAUACAAUUGGGAAAAGGAGUUCAAUCUUGCAAACUUCAAAAUCCAUGAGGAAGAGGAGGCAUCGAAUUCCAUACAGUCAAGAGGAAGUUGAUAAUUUGUUAGAGGGAGUUCAAAAUUUAGGAAAGUUUUGGUGCCAGAUUCUUGCAACAUACAAAUUUCAUCCUUCUAGAACAGCUGUAGAUUUAAUGGAAAAGUUCAAAAGACUGUCGAAGACAACAAAUGCUCCAAGAGCAAAUGGAAGUUUAAAAAGUGUUCCAUUCUCAAUGUGUGAAGAGAGACGAUUAAUGAGAGGUGUCAUGCAGUUUGGUUACAGUUGGAAAACUAUCUUGAAUUCCUAUAAGUUUGCUAAUGUAAGAACAGCUGAAGAUUUGCGAAACAGAUGGAGAUCUAUGAAUAAAUGACAUUAUAUCUCUAUAACAUUCAAUGAUUUUGUAUGUGUGAUGUAAAAUUUAUGAUAUGUAUUUGUUAAUGCUUCUGAUGGCAUUGAGUGGUAGUGUUAGCGGUAUUUGUCUGAAUUUACGAAGGUCAGUGUUUGGCGCUUUUGGAUGUUUAACACUUUCAUUUAUCUGUAUAUCCAGUGAACCUAUCUUAAAUAACAGAAAUACUUUUUUAUUUAAAUACAUCAAUUAGACAUUAUUUUUUGUAAAUCUUGAUUUAAAGUUGAUUCAAACUAGCAUCUCAAGGGAAUAGAAAAAGGACCUUAACGGAAUUUAAAGCUCAGCAUGAAGGUUAAAAACAUAGAUGAAGGAAAGAUAUUUAGCUCACAUUUGAACUGAAAUCUCAUUAGCUUUUUUGUCACUGUUUUGUCUUCAGAAUGUAUUCAAUUUCUGUAAACAGAGGACCAGGUCCUUUUCAAUUGUACAAAUAUUUUUCGGGAAAUAAAUCUAAAAACCAAAUCAUUAAAGGGUUGCUGGUUCGUUUUCUUUUUGGACUCAUUAAGGUCUUAACAAAAUAUUAUACCGUUUUUUUAAUAGUUUAUUCUCAAUCCAUGUCAUUAUCUCUCCCCCUUAAGUGACUAUUUUUGGAAAGUGACGUGGUAUAAGCAAGAAAGUAAAUGAAAAGUGUUUUAGAUAAGUAAUGUUAUCUGUGUGUUAUCUAGAAAUGCUAUUGUAUUAAAAUUGUUAAUAUAUACGGAAAUUAAUUUUGAAGCAGAGAGAAUACCGAGAUUGACAUUUUGUAACGGAUACAAUAUACCUGUAGAAGGAAACGUCAACACUUUAAAAAAUAAAUUUUGUUCAUGUAGUAAAACGAUAAAUGAUACCGUAUAUGGUUAUGUUUGUGAAAUGUAUGAAUUUUAGUCAUGUUGUGGUAAUUAACUGAUUAAUUAAGUUAAAUUUGUAAGUCCGAAAAGCAGUGAAAUACCCUUAAGAGAAGCAUCAACUUGUAUCAAAGGAUAGAAGUCUGUACAAUACAUCUUGAUUUGUGUUAUUGCAUAUACACUAUUGUGAUACAAACAUUAUUGUAAAACACGUUUUACCUAGUUGAUAAUAUUUAAGUAAUUUUAUAUAUCAAAUGUUUGUUA
Molecule: messenger RNA, 3892 nt
Organism: Magallana angulata
Lineage: Eukaryota; Metazoa; Mollusca; Bivalvia; Ostreida; Ostreidae
Product: telomere repeats-binding bouquet formation protein 1-like
Exons: 19
Coding region: 30-2771 (913 amino acids)
Biological process (GO): homologous chromosome pairing at meiosis; meiotic attachment of telomere to nuclear envelope
Source: RefSeq, a predicted model, not a curated record